Cyclocybe aegerita is the source of this 1434-nucleotide messenger RNA. The record is from the annotation of a GenBank genome assembly. NCBI's taxonomy places the organism in Eukaryota, Fungi, Basidiomycota, Agaricomycetes, Agaricales, Hemipholiotaceae.
AUGCGUUUAAUCUCCCGCCUGAAGCAACUGAAGUUGCUCAAAUUCUUUGAGAAAAAGGCCGACACACGACCGCGCCUCUGUCAACGCAUCCCAUUGGAGAUCUGGAGCGAAAUAUUUCAAUACCUCCCUCUUGGUGUCCCCAUUUUCAUGAAUGUGUGCAAGACCUGGAGGCAAGCAGCGUUAUCGAGUCCUCGGCUCUGGACAGAUAUCAUGGCCAACGUCGACGACGAUGCCUACGUAGAGACCAUAGAAGCUCGGCUUUCACGUUCAGGCGCGCUUGGAGUCCAUGUCGCCCUUUUUCGCGGAGAUGUUUCUGUCGGCGGCGUAGAUAUCAAGGACCGCCUCAAGGCAACCCCGGAGAAGGAGCGUUGGAAAAGUCUUUACUUCGACUCCCCCAGUUUCAUUCGACCUCUUUUAGACAUUAAGAAUGGGACGCGUUGGGAUAUGCUUCAGGAGCUCAUUAUGGACGUCAAAGACGAACAAGUUGACAUUGAAAACGAACCGUUCGACAUCACGCACCUGCGCGCUCUCCGCUUUCUGACUAUUCGCGCCAUCGGUGGUGUGUCAGUCAAUACCUUUCGCGUACCCUGGAAUCAACUUGCUUUCCUCCAUCUUCAUUUAACAUGGUCUCAAGCAGCCGACCUCCUUCCCAUCGUACAACGCUCGAUCAAUGUAGUCCUAUGUGUCAUAGUUCUUGAAGGUGCCUCGAUCGGCAACAACUUGGAACCCCCACCCUCCUAUCCUCGAGUUCGACAGCAAAUGCCAAAAAUGCAGGGUCUAUUCCUCAAUGGCGCAGAUACCAUGACGCCACUUCUCUCCUAUUUAUCCGCCCCUUCCUUGCACAUCCUCAGCAUCACUUCAAGACGUUUUCUUUACGACCGCCAUUCCGAGGCCUAUUUUCCCGGGAGCGACAUCGCUUGUUUCGUGUCCGCCUCGAGGUGCAAACUUACUGUUCUUGAGCUCCAUGGUAUCAAUAUGCGCUUCAAAGAUGUCCUCGUCUGCUUCGAGGCAUUACAACAUUUGUUCCUAUUGAAAGUCACUAAUCGAGGAGUCGCCCCAGUUCUAACAGGCCAGGUGCUUCUUGAAUUGGCUCGUAGGACGGCCCACCCCGACGUGGUGCUUCUUCCCAAACUGAGGAUUCUGCUGGUCUACACGCCUGCCUUCGUUCUCUCUCAUGCAGAUUGUAUGGAAUUCCUCAAAUCUCGGAGAAACAAAGGCAGUCCUCGUCACGUCUCACCACUUCAGAGGAUAGAAAGAUAUGUUUUCAGGAAGGCAGUUUCGGAUUCAACAGAGGGAGAACAAUUGUCGUCGGACCGGGAUACGUUCACGUCUGAUGCUGUUAUGAGCAACCUCAAUUGUUUCUCCCAUUUCGCCACCCUUCUGGAGGAGGCCGGUCUGCCGUUUCGCAAAACAUUCACUUUAAUAACUUCAUAA